AUGGAUCCGGCCUCGCUUAUUCUAGCCGUCAUCGGCACUUUGGACCUAUGCGUCAAUUGCCGAUCUAUCCGCUCAUUAUCUGAUACAGUCAAGCAACUGGAGAUGAAGAUCUCGGCGGCUGUCGUGGGGCUCGGCAUCAUUGACAGGCGUAGCCUAGGCCUCUCAGGAUCUAAGCUCCCAAUCGAUAUUAAGGGUGUUUAUCUAAAAUGA
Molecule: messenger RNA, 210 nt
Organism: Penicillium arizonense
Lineage: Eukaryota; Fungi; Ascomycota; Eurotiomycetes; Eurotiales; Aspergillaceae
Exons: 2
Coding region: 1-210 (69 amino acids)
Source: RefSeq, a predicted model, not a curated record